GCGAUAGGCGCUAGAGUGUUGGAUUACACACUUGGGAAAAUAGUAGGAAGAGGAGGAUUUUCAAGUGUUAGGAAAGCCCAUCAUAUAGUGACCGGGGAAGUACUAGCUUGUAAGAUUGUCAAACGUGAUGAUUUAAGUGAUAGAUCCGGUUCGGUGGAGAAAUUUGAAGAGGAAAUUAGAAUCUGGAAAUCAUUACCGAGACAUCCAUCUUUACUCCCUUUACUCGAAAUGACAAGAACACCAACUAUGACUUUUCUCAUCACUCCUUAUCUUCCUGGAGGUAGUUUAUUGGAUGUGUUGAGGAGAGAAGGUGGAAGUGAGAAAACGGCUGGUAAAUGGUUUCCUGGUGUCGUCACUGCUGUUUCGGCGAUGCACGAAGGAUUCGAAGGUUUUCAAGGAGAGAUGUUACAUGGGGACUUGAAGUUGGAUAAUUUCUUGGUGGAUCAUCAUGGACAUGUGAUGGUUUAUCCCUCCCCGCUUUCACUAUCCAAUAUCUCAUCAAAUCCAUUUCCAUCUGCUUCCCUACCUUAUGCUCCACCAGAAUUGCUCCGAGCACCACCUUCUGGUCCUGCUUUAGCACAAGACAUUUGGGCUUUAGGUAUAAUCCUUCAUGCUCUUCUCACCGGUCGACUUCCUUUUGUCGACUCUUUCGAUCCUAGAUUACAGAUGAAGAUCCUUCGUGGGACUUGGGAAAUCCCG
Molecule: messenger RNA, 699 nt
Organism: Tremella mesenterica DSM 1558
Lineage: Eukaryota; Fungi; Basidiomycota; Tremellomycetes; Tremellales; Tremellaceae
Exons: 2
Biological process (GO): intracellular signal transduction; microtubule cytoskeleton organization; protein phosphorylation
Cellular component (GO): cytoplasm
Molecular function (GO): ATP binding; protein serine/threonine kinase activity; tau-protein kinase activity
Source: RefSeq, a predicted model, not a curated record